AUGCUCGUUCGUUUAGUAACAGAAAGGACGAAGAACUUGACCUGCGGUCUGAUCUACUUGAGACACGACACGAACAGGGUAGCCGACCAUGAGGCAGCUGUACUGGAUCCAGACCCAUUACUACCAGCUGUCACUGCAGUGGUCGCGGACCUCACAACUGUCUCCCCACAACUGAUGCAGAAAUCUGAAAGAAGGCGUCGUGAAGAUCGCGCGCGACUCGCCAGCAGUAUCUCUACGGACCUAGCGACGGCCACGAAGCCGGCCACAGUUCUCAUUCAUGGAAUUGUUACGAACACGAUGCUGAGCUUCACAUCAUUUCCCCGUGGCGGAACCGACUGCAGUGCCACUAUUCAGGCGGUCUAUACAGGGUAUUCAGAUACGAGUUCCCCCGGUAGGGCAUCUGUCGGGCUCACAUGCAUUUUCGUUGCCACUGUCGUUGCUGGUAGACUCGGUCCUGUUAUUGUGCUGUACCCAAUACCGAGACAUCAAAUUACAAAUGUCAAACUGAAAUACAUGGGUAUCUUCAGGGAAAAAAUAUUCGCUCUAUUAUGUAGUACAUCCCCGGAGUUAGGUCUCUUUCAUUGGAUGGUGGCUCGUCUUGGAGAUGUAUGGGAACGAAAGUCUUUCCUUAACUGGUUGCUUCCUGUUGUCCUACCUUUUGUCGCUCUCCUUACUCUUGCAUAUCUAUAUCCUGGCUUAAACCACCUGCUGAAGCACGUCUAUGGAAAAGAGCUACAAUCCUUGUGGUUUAUCAUCAGGAGGUUGAUCCAGUCUACCGUUUCUCUGGACGCUUUUCUAGCGUUGUUGGUCAUUGCCAUACCUACCACCGAAUCAAUGCGAUUAGUGUACCUUUUCACCACGGUGUCGUUUCUGUUCGCUGGCGUCAUACCAGCCUUAUUCUGUAUAACUUUCCUUCAUGCCGAGCAGUUCGGACACACAUCAAGGCUUUCCGACAUGUUUGGAACCACAGCGGCCAUACAGGAAAGAGGAAGAAUUUUGUUCACGAGCGUCAUACAAGGAGCCUUAUACAGGUCUCCCAUCCUAGAUCCAUCAGGACCAUUGCUCCUUGGCAUGGAAAGGCCCAAGACCACUGCUGCAGAUGGCGAUGAACGUCGUAUUAAUGAUGCAAUAUAG
Molecule: messenger RNA, 1134 nt
Organism: Guyanagaster necrorhizus
Lineage: Eukaryota; Fungi; Basidiomycota; Agaricomycetes; Agaricales; Physalacriaceae
Exons: 11
Coding region: 1-1134 (377 amino acids)
Source: RefSeq, a predicted model, not a curated record